Alnus glutinosa is the source of this 2583-nucleotide messenger RNA. RefSeq lists its product as uncharacterized. Gene Ontology annotation, biological process: RNA processing; intracellular calcium ion homeostasis. Gene Ontology annotation, cellular component: perinuclear region of cytoplasm. The record is from RefSeq and is a predicted model, not a curated record. Lineage: Eukaryota; Viridiplantae; Streptophyta; Magnoliopsida; Fagales; Betulaceae. Bases 218 to 2275 code for a protein of 685 amino acids. Gene Ontology annotation, molecular function: RNA binding. The transcript is spliced from 4 exons.
UCCGUAAAUGUGUAAAGUUUAGUUACAUACGUAUAUGGUUCAAUUCCAUCUGUUGGUUAUUUCAAACGAAGCCCUAAAACCCCAAAAAUCUACCAAACGGAGCAACAGAGUCAGAGAGCUCGAACGACUGAUAAAGCCCCAAAGUGUAGGUAAAGUUGAUUAUCCUCACAAGGGCUGCCGGAUUUUUCUCCUGCUUGUUCUUCUCUAAAAGGGAGAUAUGGAUCGGCAGCCUCACGAUUAUGCAUCAGCUUCUGCUCUGGCAUAUGCCCAACAACAGCGGCAACCCCCUAACAUACAACAACAGCAGCAGCAGUUUGGGUUUCCUCCACAGCAUCAACAAUUUCCUCCGUCCGUGCACGGUCCUCCUUUCAUGCCCCCACAUCCUUCUCUCCAACAAUUCCCUUAUCACCCCCACCUGCAACAGCAACCACAGCAGCUCCAUCCGCAUCCUCCACCCCAUCCUCACCUCCUCCAUCUUCAGCAGCAACAGCAGCCACCGGCUGGUUUCCCUCCACACUUACCCCCUCCCCUCGUUCCUCCACCUUUUCAUGGUCCAUAUGAUGCACCUCCACCCCCAGCUGCUCCCCCUUCGGAUCCUGAGCUCCACAAACGCAUUGAGAAACUUGUUGAGUAUGCUGCAAAGAAUGGCCCUGAAUUCGAAGCUAUGAUUCGUGAAAAGCAGCAAGAUAAUCCUGACUAUGGUUUUCUCUUUGGUGGGGAUGGGCAUGGUCACUACCGUUACCGGCUUUGGUUAGCUACACAUCCUCCAGGUGGCCCCUUCAAUCCUCCUUUUCCAUCGUCUUCUAUACCUAUGAUGCAUCCUCCUAAUCCUAUGAUGAAUCCAUCUCCUUUAAAUGCUCCUCCAAUUAAUGCCGCAGCUGCAGCUGCUGGGGUUUCAGCUUCAAUGAUGGGUGCUCCUCAAAUGCACCAACCUCCUUUUGCGCCAUUCUACGACCAACAGCAAAUGCAUCCUCAGCCUUUUGGGAUUCAUGGUCGGCCAGAUUAUGACCAGACAUCCAAGUCUUUCAGAGGUCUUUCUGGACCACUUCCAUCUGAUGUUGCCAUGGAGCUCAAUAAUGUGCUUAAUAAUCUUAAUGGUACGAAAGAGUCAAUUAAGGGGGCUAAAAAUUGGUUCAUGCAGAGAUCUCCUUUUGCACCGGCUCUGGCUGAGGCACUGAGAGACAGGAUUUUUGUCUUAGAUGAUUCUGAGAGGCAACUGCAUAUAAUAUAUCUUGCCAAUGAUAUUCUUUUUGACAGCUUGCAACGGAGGACAAGCCCUGACGUUGAUAAUGAAGCCCUUGCAUUCAAACCUGUUUUAGGUUCCAUGCUUGGGAGGAUUUAUAACAACCCUCUAAAUAAGGAGGAAAAUCAGACAAGGUUACAGAAAAUUUUGGAGUUGUGGGCUUCCAAAGAUAUCUAUGAUCAGAGUGCUAUUGAGGUGCUUAAGAGUGAGAUGAUUGGUGGAGCAACAGCUAAUUCCUUUUCAGGGCCUCCAGCCACCAGUGGUUCAGUAGAUCCAGCUGCUGGAUUUCCACAGCAAACGUCAAACCUCAAUAUCCAACAAUGGCAACCUGAUAGGAUUUUACCAGAUCAAGACCAUCAUGAUAAACAUGCCUCUGCCCAAGCCAUGCCACCAUCUUUGGCUACCCAGCAAUUUCUCCCAAAUUCAGUCGCUGCUGGUGCUUUUGUGGGAUCUAUGGCCAUACAAUCUUCUGUUCAAUUAGCGAACCAACAACCUGCACCCCAUUUAUUGCCGGGUACGACUGCUACCAGUGGUGAAAAAUUGCCACCAUAUCCUUUGUUUCCACCUGGUCUUAUUCCUGGAAUGGUCAGAAAGAUGCAGAUCGGUAGUGGGGUGCCCUACUCUCCCAUGAGCCCUUUGGACAUACCUACUGUAAUACCUCCAUCCAAUGUACCUCAAUCUGAAGUUCUUGAGAGUGUGUCAAAAUUCUUCAAAGAUAUUGGAGAGGUGAACCCUUCUGAAGGACCCAUUACUUCCGAUUCAAGAGAUGAAGAUGAUGAAUAUGAGAGAGAACCUCCAGUACGAAAGGGAGGGGCUUGCAUCCCACCUCCCCCAAACCUGCAGGUGGACCCAGAGACGGGAGCUUAUGUUGAUGGAAGUGUAGAUCGGAAAACAGGAUCAGGCAGGCUGGGACUUGGGGCCACAGCUAACCCAAAUGAAUCAAGUCAAUAUGAUGAUGUUUAUUCUUCUUACAGGAAACAAAGAAGCACCACGUAUCACUCAUCCAUGAGUGCGAGAGCUGCAGCGAGGUAAGACGUGCAAUUAUUUGUCAUCAAAGAUUGGAAGAAAAGGGUAGCUGAUGACUUUUUCGUCGAUCACUUUACUUUGCCAGUAGGCUGAGUUCAAAUGGCAAUUUGAUGUGGAGCGACAAACUUGGUCAAUCUAUGGUGCCAUUUAGAUUUUUCAUUUUGAGAAAUGUUGAUACCACAGUCUAGGGUGCCAUCUAGAAUUUUGAUUCUGAGAAAUCAUAAUGCUUGCUUGUACUAACCAUGUUGUGUUGUAAACAUGCUGACAUAUUGGGAAGCUUUAUUUAUAUUAUACAAACUUCCUUUUUCAUCUUA